Molecule: messenger RNA, 7723 nt
Organism: Pseudophryne corroboree (corroboree frog)
Lineage: Eukaryota; Metazoa; Chordata; Amphibia; Anura; Myobatrachidae
Product: chondroitin sulfate proteoglycan 4-like
Exons: 10
Coding region: 226-7410 (2394 amino acids)
Biological process (GO): anatomical structure morphogenesis
Source: RefSeq, a predicted model, not a curated record
CCCAGCCUGCUGGUGUCUCCCCCUCCCAGGAGUAAUCUCUGCAGCAGACUGUACACAGGGGAAAAGUUUGCAGCCUGCAGCCUGCAGCCCACACUCCCCUCCUCUCCCACCCCCAGCACCGGCUGACGUCAGGCCGCUCUGCGUGCUCCCGGAGUUCGCACAGGCUGAGCCGGCUGCUGGGGGCACAGAGGGCGAUGGAGUUGGGAGAACUCUGGAAUAUGUGAUAUGCCCGCACGGAGAAUGAACUGCUGGGCCGCCUUCCCCUCCGGAGUGAUUGCACUGGGUGUCCUGCUGUGCUGCUGCUGCCUGCAGACUAGAGCAGCUUCUUUUUAUGGUGAAAGUUAUAUUGAAUUGAAAAAAGUUGAAUCGUUUGCCAGAUUGUCUCUUCAGUUACGUUUCCGAACCAGCAAAGCAGAUGGGUUACUGUUUUUGGCAGCUGGGAGAGAUGAUUACAGCUUGGUUGAGCUACGUGCAGGACGUGUGCAGGUGAAAGUGAGCCUUGGAGAAGGGGAACUGGUACUUUUCAUUGACCAAGGACCUCAAUUACAUGACUUGGAAUGGCACUUAGUUAAGUUACACCAGGAAAAGAUAGACGUCACACUUACAGUUGAUAAAUAUGUGAAAUCUAAUGUCAUAAGUCACAGUGGAUCAAAUACACUCGAUGUACAACAUGGUCUCUAUGUUGGUGGCCUUGGAGACCUGAAAGUCCCAUAUGCAAAAGACAUUCAUGAAUACUUCAGGGGGUGUCUGGAGGAUGUUGUGUUCAAUGAGUAUGAAUUAGUUUCUUCCCUCCGGCCAUACCCUGGUCUGAAAAAUGUCCAUGAGGUUUCCCUAGGAUGCAGUGAGGAGUUCUUUAUAAGCGAAGAUGAUCCCAUCAGUUUGUUCAGUUCCAAGUCUUACUUAGUUUUCCCCCGUUGGGCCAUAGAAGAGGCAGCAGUCUGGGAGUGCUUGGUGCAGGCCUCUUUUGGCAGAGGUUUACUUCUGUAUCAUUCUGGAAAAGCUGAGGAUUUUAUUUCGCUGGAAAUUAUAGACUGGACUGUAAGAGCCACGAUUAGAAAAGGCAAACAUAUUGUACAUCUUGAUUCUUCCGGAGCCAUUACCGAAAACAAAUGGCAUUACAUUAAACUUAAAAUCUCACCAAGACAUCUUCACCUGACAUUGGAUGAAAAAACAGAAAAUGCUUUGCUCUCUUCUCACGUUAAAACGCAUGGUUCUUUGUACGUAGGUGGUGUUGAUGAAGUUUCUCGUGACCAUGUAAAACGCUUGGGCAUAACAACGUUUUCUGGAAAGCAUGCGAAGGGAGGAGCAUUUAAAGGUUGCAUUAAAAACAUAAAGGUUAAUUCGGUUAAGUAUGGAUUAAAAAAUGUCUUGGCCACUAGAGAUAUUUCAGCGGGUUGCAAAACUGAAGUUGUGUUGAGUACUGUACCGGCAAUAGUAGCUAGAACCUUCCGAUUAACAACUGUGGAUCCUAUAACUUCCGUUUCUACCACUUUGACAACCAAAAAUGAUGGAAAAGAUAACUUUAUUGUCCUUAAUAACUUGGUGGUUCAGGAGGGUAGCAAAGCCACCUUACAAUCUAAACAUAUCAAAUUGAAUUUGGACUUUAAAGGGCUUGGCCUGCGUCAGUCACAAGUUUCAUUUAAGGUAGCAGAAUACCCACUACAUGGCCAGUUAAAAAUGGAUGUUUCUUCUCAACAAGAUAAGGGCACAUUUACUAUGCUGGAUCUGUGGCAUGGGCGAAUAAUGUAUGUCCACGAUGGCUCAGAGGGAACAAGUGAUCAUUUUAGCUUUUCUGUUACUACAACCAGCAAAAAUGAGAUGCCCUUGUAUCUGCGAGGCCAAAAGCACCACAUCUUCAACAUUACUGUGACACCAUAUAAUGAUUCUCCGGAACUGCUACUACCGGAUGGAAACUUGUUCACCUUACUGGAAAAUUCCAAAAAACAGCUUACCGGUAGUCUGCUAAACAUUUCUGAUGUCGACACGGAGCCACAGAACCUACAUUUGGUGGUACUUGGUAACCUCAAUAAAGAUGCUGGCUUUUUAGAAAACGUGAGAUAUCUAGAAAAGGCACUUACCACAUUUUCUUAUUCCGAUCUACUUGAAGGCAACAUAUUUUAUGUCCACCAUGGGGUCAAGAAUGCAAGGCUCGUGCUAAGGGUUAACGAUGGUGAUAAAGUGAGCAACACUGUUGUGUUGAGAAUUUUGGCAGUUCCUCUUAAUUAUAAAGUAGUGAAUAACAGUGGGAUUGUAGUGACACAAGGGGGAAAUGCUUUAAUCCAGACUAGCAAUGUAGCAGUGGAAACCAAUGCAGUGAAUCAGGACAUAGAAAUCAAGUAUGACAUUAUAGUGAUGCCAAGGUUUGGCCAGAUCCAGAGGAGAAGCUCUGGUAAUGAAUGGAAGCUGGCAACCUCAUUUACUCAGCGCGCUCUAGAGCGAGACAGAGUACGAUACCUUAGUACUUACAAGGAAAUUCAAGAAUCUGAUGUAAUGGAAAAAGUGACAUUGAAAGUCACUGUAGCAAAUCGAUCCAGUGAAGAUGUGGUGUUUCCAAUUAAAGUCCAGUGGCUUAAAUAUACAUUGCUUAGAAAUGUUCCUCUAAACAUUGAAAGCGCAAAGAAGACCAUAAUUGGAUAUGACAACCUACAUGCUGUUGUUGAGGGCAUCAAAAUGGAGGACAAGGAUAUUUAUUAUAAGUUACAGUCUUUGCCCGGUAAAGGGAAAAUUCUAGAUAAAAAUGAGGUUUUAAAUGAAAAUGCCAUGUUCACCCAGGGGGAUGUCACAGAAGGAAAGAUUGAGUAUGAACUAAGCAAUCCACAUCAUGAAGACACCCAGGAUUUCUUUAAUUUCAUACUGUUCACAAAACAUGCGGAGUCCAAAUUAUAUACUUUUACUAUCAACAUUAAAGCCGAUUUGAACAGCAUCAUUCUGACAAACAAGGCCUUGUCAGUAGUAGAGGGUGAAACGCGUCUUGUAACUAAAGAUGAGCUCUUUGUUGAAACAUUAAGUAAUAAAAAAUUUUUUUUCAAGGUUUUGAAAAGUCCACUCCAUGGCAAGCUGAAGUUGAUUAAUUUUUCAGAUUCCCUUCUAAGCAACGAUAACAUCACCGCCUUCUCCAGUCGUGAUAUUUUGGGUGAGCGCCUCAUGUAUGUCCAUGAUAACUCAGAAACGGUGGCAGACUCCUUUGUCGUUCUUGCGUCCUCUGUAGCCUUCGAGACUGAAAAUGUUGACCUAACCACUGUGCCCUUGAAGACAGAACUCACUUUUAAUAUAUUGAUUGAGUUGAAGAAUGACGAGAAGCCCAUCCGUGUGGUUGACAAGCUUUUUCAUGUGGUUAGGAAUGGUCAGAGGUUGGUGACUUUAGAAGACUUGUGCUACCAUGAUCCGGACACUGAUUUUUCUGAUGGCCGGUUGUUAUAUUCCAGGCGUGGUAUUCCAAAUGGAGACCUUGUUCUAGCUAAUGAUACUUCAAAGAAGCUUUAUCAGUUUACCCAGGAAGACUUGGAGGAAAAAAGCGUACUCUUCAUACACCAUGGCGUAGAGUACAGCCGCUUUGUCCUGUUUGUAACUGAUGGAAAACAUUACACGUCCUCACUUCUAGAAGUUAGUGCAUCAGAACCGUACAUUAAAGUAAUUACUAACACAGGGUUGUUGGUGCAGAAAGGGAAAGAGAACAUACUAACCACAGCCAACUUUAGUAUUGCUACAAACAUGUACGUAGAAAGUGAUCGGGACAUCAUUUAUAAUAUUCGCUUGCCACCAAAACAUGGAAACAUUUAUGUACAGAACUUGAUCCAGGGAUCCUUCACCCACCAAGAUUUGAAAAAUAGUCACGUGGUUUACAAACAUAACGAUGGCAGUUAUCUUUCUGACACAGUCAACCUUACCGUAACCAUUAACGCUAUGACUUUGGAUGUUGAAGUUAAAAUUCGUGUUUAUUUGGAAAGUCAUCAGCAGCUUCCGACUGUGCAACAUCUCAAUAGUCUCGUAGUAGAAGAAGGAAAACCGGUUAAAAUAGACAAAGACAAGUUGCAAGUUGUCCAUGUGGAUAACACGCCAGACGAGAUUGUUUUUACAGUGAUAACAAGUCCAUCACAUGGAUAUAUCCAUAGAUCUGAACCUACGGAAGGCCGCUUUCCCGAAGAUCCAAAGUCUAUCGUGACGUUUACCCAGCAAGAUAUCAACAGAGGGAACCUCCAGUACGUACAGACUGAGGCUGGCUGGUUACACGAUAACUUUACCCUGGAUGUCACCAACGGCGUUCGAGAGAUAAAUGGGAUUACACUCUCUGUGGAUAUAAUUCCUAUCCAGAUUCCACUGCAGAUCCAGAACAUUACUGUGAGGGAAGGAGCAGCCAAAGCUUUGACACAGGAACAGCUGUACAUUCCUAACAAGCAUUUCCAGGACCUUACUUCUGAGUUUGUUUUAUUGGAUGCACCCAAAAACGGCUAUGUUGAAAACACGAGAUUUCCUGGGAUAAGGUUAUCUAGAUUUACCAGGAAACAGGUGGUGCAAGAACUGAUAUAUUACGUGCAUGAUGAUGGUGAAACAAUACAGGAUAACUUUACUGUAAUUGUGAAUGACACUGAACUCUCCAAACAAAGUCUUCCGCGGACAAUAUUUGUGACCGUCACUCCCGUAAAUGACGAAUUCCCAGUUAUAAAGGCCAACAGGAUUUUCCAGGUCUGGGUUGGCUCAGUGACAGAAAUAACUUCCAAUGAUCUUUCUGCAGAAGACCAGGACUCCUCCCCCGCAGAUCUUGUUUUCUCCAUUACACCUCCCAGUAAUGGCCACCUGGCGCUCAGAUCCAAUCCAGAUAAAAGUAUUCUUAAUUUCACACAGAAACACAUAGAUGACGGUCACCUGGUGUUUGUACAUGGUGGGUCUAUGUCCGGAGGAUUCAACUUCCAGGUUACAGAUGGCUUGAACUUUGCUCCAAGACAAAUUUUUAGUAUUACCGCGAAGACGCUGGUUAUCAGUAUAGUAACUAAUAAAGGACUGGGUGUUUUUCCAGGAAAGCGGAGAGUCAUUUCUUCUGAUGUACUAAAAGCCGUAACUAAUGACGAUGGCAGUCUGAAUAACAGAACGAUAAGGUUUGAUGUUUCCAGUCCUCCCAAACAUGGCCGCAUUAUUAGGUUAGGACAACAAAAUACAACCGAGGAAGUGUCCAGCUUUACACAGUUAAUGGUUGAUGAAGGUGUAAUUAUGUAUGAGCAUACAGACACAGAAGUUUUGGUGUGGAGUACACAGGAUUCCUUCACUUUCACAGUGUCCUCUUCUCCGGCUGUCCUGGAAAAGCAGGUGUUCCUUAUCACAGUGUCGUAUGAGGUCACUGAUCCCGGCUGGCACAGCCGUCUGAUCGCCAACACAGGUGCUUCCGUUGUAGAAGGAGGAAAAGUUCAGAUAGACAAGUCAAAGUUAAAUGCCUUAAAUCUUCUGGCCAGACUGCCGGAAUCUCAGCGAGCCUCCUAUGAAGUCUGGUUCCAGGUGAUCUCGUUACCCAGACACGGCGUGAUUGUUGUCGGGGACCGGAACAUUACUAAAGAAAAACCCAACUUCUCUCAGUACAUUGUGAGUAAGUUUGGGAUUACAUACUUGCAUGACGGAGCAGAGUCGCCCACGGACAACUUUACUUUUGCCACGUGGCUAAAUCUAAAAAGCAAAUCGGCUGUGAAGCCAGACAUUGAUGUGAUAGAGGAGAUGUUUAAUAUCACCGUAAUUCCUGUUAAUGAUCAGGCUCCUGAGCUCAAGACAAAACGGUCCAAUCUGAGAGUCCUGCAAGGGAAACUGAUGGCAUUUGCUCCAGAAAACCUAAACGUGGAAGAUCUGGAUAACCCCCCAGAAGAUAUAAAGUACACUGUGAUAAGUCCACCGAACAAUGGUUACUUGGCAAAAUCUGACAACUUGAAUGCUUCUGUCCAGUAUUUUACCCAAGCAGACAUUAACAAAGGUGACCUGUGGUUUGUUCAAGAUGGGAGUGCAAGUUCUGGGGUGUUUUAUUUUAGCGUGACGGACGGCAAACACAAACCGUUGUAUAAACUCUUUAAUCUGGAUGUGACACCUGUUUCCAUUACCCUGGUGAACAAUACAAACCUGGUCUUCACUCAAGGGCAGACUUUUGUAACCAUUACCAGUAGCAAUCUUGCAGCUACAACAGAUGGAAAGAGUACAGUGGUAAGUUAUGAGAUAUCGCAGCCUUCCAGGUUCGGCAGCAUCGUAAUUGACAGCAUACCAGUGACCAAGUUUGAUCAGGUGGAUCUAGAACUGGGCAAAGUAACCUUCCACAUCGCUAACUUCACCUCAUCUCAAGAUAGUUUUGAGCUUUUGCUCUCCACUCCAGAAACCAACCUCACGGGACAGGUAAUGAACAUCACAGUGGAGCCGCUGGUAAAUGUUCUACCAGGACUGAAAAUACCAACAAGCAUAAUGUAUACAUUAAAGACUAAGGACUUAGAUGCAACGGAACUGUCCAACCUGACCAGCAGUGACCCAGAGUAUCAUGUUCUUGAUGCACCAGUGUAUGGAAGAAUUAAGAAGAAAGUGUUUCCAAAAAAUGGUUAUGAGGAUACUGAUAUGUUCACACAAAGCGACAUUGAGACAGGACGUAUAUUGUUGGCUGUUGAUGCCAAUGUCACAGAUCAGGAAAUGGUGAAUGAUUCCUUUGUCUUUCAGCUCUCGGCACACGGAGUGCCGCCGGCUUUGGGGUACUUCAGAUAUUCCGUGGUCCCAUAUGAACAGCUACUUGUGGAGGCCACCACAUCCGUAGAACCUCUGUCACCCAGCACUGCUGCAUCUUUGUAUACCAGUCUGGCGUACAGGACAAGCACAGCAGGUCACUGGCUGAUAAAAAACCACACAGACGUUGCCGUAAAGAGAUUCGGCAAUCGCAACCGUUGGGGAAACCAAAAAAGCGAGGAACCCCUGCUAUCUGCAGAUGUCACGUCCACUAGUACUUCCUUUAGAGGGAUCAUCACUAAACCGGUUGCCACUAGUCCAAAAGCAGAGCCGAGCCAGAGCAGUCCGCUUUCCAUCAUCAUCCCGCUGGUAGUUCUUGCCAUCUUGAUACUUGUGAUCAUCUUCAUUGUUUGGUUUCUACGUAAGAAACGAAAGGCAAAGCGAGCUGUACCACACGUCCGCAGCCAUUCCUACAGCAUGGUGCCCCAGGUCCCGUCUCCGUACACUGAAAGAAGCACCACUGUACCAACCGUGACAGUGACCCCUCUGCAAAGACCCACUGACCUCUGUUCUGCAAGCCCGGCGCUGCCAGUCAGACAGGACCAUGUACUUACAGGCUCAGCCCCCUCCUUCAGUGCCCAUAGUCAUCAGAACUGGUUGCAGAUGGAUCCUGAAAUGAUCGAGCAUUGUCGGAAGACUAACCCCACUCUUAAGAACAACCAGUAUUGGGUAUAGCAGACUGUGCCUGCCAAAACAUUUAUAAUAUUUUAACAUAUUUUAUAAAUAUGUGUAUUUAUGGUAUUUACUGAAAUAACCAUUAUAUUUAUUUAAAAAAAAAAAUUCAUAUGCUAUGUAAGAGAUACGUCAUUUUCUUAUUCAUGUAAUAGUUAACUAGUAUGGUCUAGUUUUGACUGUUAACCUGAUUUAAAAUGUUGUGUGUGUUAAUAGACACACAUUUAUCAUGUGAUCCCUUUGGAAAUGUAUACUUUGUGCACCAAAUUUUAAAUGCUAUUAGUCCUAUAAAUGGCAUGCAUGUGUGUUUAUCAUA